AUGUCAAACACGGUAAUUGGUCUCCAGGCCGGUUCUAACAAGGGCGCCAGCCAGAAGGGUAUGAGUAUAGGCGCUGUCCGCCAUAUUGCCGAUAUAAAGGCGGGCGAUAUGACGAGAGAGGCCCAGGGUAUCAUUGGCCUACAGGCAGGAUCAAACAAGGGUGCCAGCCAAUCCGGGAUGAGCAUCGGUGCUAUGCGUCAUAUUGCCGACCUGAAAAUUGAUCAGAUGUCAGCAGACGGUAAAACGGUUAUUGGUCUUCAAGCGGGCUCUAACAAGGGUGCUAGCCAAUCAGGUAUGAACAUGGGAGGUAUUCGCCAUGUCGCUGAUAUCAAGGCUGAUAGCAUCUCAGAAAGCGGGAAGAAAGUAAUUGGUCUGCAGGCUGGCACAAACAAGGUGUCCAAUCAGUCGGGAAUGAGCAUGGGUAAGAUCCGCCACAUCGCUGAUCUCAAAGUCGGAGCCAUGUCAGACGAGGGGAAAAGCGUGAUUGGUCUGCAGGCUGGCUCCAACGAAGGUGCAACCCAGGCCGGGAUAGCAUUCGGCGGUCGGCGGGAUAUCACGAAACCUAUAUAA
Molecule: messenger RNA, 570 nt
Organism: Echinococcus granulosus
Lineage: Eukaryota; Metazoa; Platyhelminthes; Cestoda; Cyclophyllidea; Taeniidae
Product: Calponin OV9M
Exons: 1
Coding region: 1-570 (189 amino acids)
Source: RefSeq, a predicted model, not a curated record